Molecule: messenger RNA, 549 nt
Organism: Mytilus trossulus (common blue mussel)
Lineage: Eukaryota; Metazoa; Mollusca; Bivalvia; Mytilida; Mytilidae
Product: neuronal acetylcholine receptor subunit alpha-6-like
Exons: 2
Coding region: 1-549 (182 amino acids)
Biological process (GO): chemical synaptic transmission; nervous system process; regulation of membrane potential
Cellular component (GO): synapse; plasma membrane; neuron projection
Molecular function (GO): transmembrane signaling receptor activity; transmitter-gated monoatomic ion channel activity involved in regulation of postsynaptic membrane potential; excitatory extracellular ligand-gated monoatomic ion channel activity
Source: RefSeq, a predicted model, not a curated record
AUGGCGCUACAAGGACUUGAAGAUAAAUCACAAGUUCUGACGGCGUCCGUUUUCUGGAACUUUACAUGGAAAGAUGAAAUAUUCAGAUGGGAUCAUUACUUGGAGUAUAAGAACAUAUCAAGACUGACAGUAAAAGCCAGUGAUGUAUGGGUUCCCGAAAUAUAUAUUGUCAAUUCUAUAAAGGACAUGCCCAUAAGAAGUAAUGGAGAUAAUAAAGAGUAUGUGAUUGUCAAAUCAAACGGUUACGUGACAUGGUUUCCAGCAAAAGAAUUGCAAACAUCAUGUUCAGUUGAUGUUUCAAAAUAUCCGUUUGAUACACAGGCAUGUAGCAUUAUAAUGGAGUCCUGGUAUCAUGACAACAAAAGCUUUUUUCUACACACAAUUGGAUCAGGAAUAGAUUUAUCAGGAGUACAUUUUGUUGAAAAUGGAGAAUGGGAUAUUCUUAAUUUAUCAGCCUAUCCUUACCAGAACAGGGAUUAUGCAGACAAUGCGUCCGCUUAUUCAUUCUACAAUCGGAGAAGUUCUGGAAUAUUUUAUAAAUAUAAAUAG